GGCACCUCCACUGAAAGCCAACAUCUUAAUUUCAGCGCAACCGGAGUUGUUUCAGUUUUCGCAGCUCAUGACGACGCCGUUUUGCGUCCCUCUUAGGCGGAAAUGAGAGGGUUGAAUGGCGGAGGAGUUAGCAUUUGGCGGAAGUGGAGCAUAUUGGCUAGGAAUUCACGGGCACGCCAUUCUUGUACCAAAUUGUUCGUCGGUGGGCUUUGCUAUGAUACAAAUGAACCUGUUCUUAAGGAUGCUUUUGGAAAGCAUGGUGAAAUAAUUGAAGUUAAAGUUAUAUGCGAUCAUGUGAGUGGGAAAUCAAAAGGAUAUGGGUUUGUGAAGUUUACAUCUGAAACUGAAGCCAGCACUGCUCUAAAAGAAAUGGAUGGUCAGUUACUGGAUGGCAGACAGAUCCGCUUGGAAUUUGCACACAAGGGGUGCUUGGUCACUCUUCUCUAUGGUUUGGUCAAUAUUUCCAUGGAGUUCAGUGGUGAAGUCUUAUACCUUCUAAUUUUGUUGGAUUGAAUUCUUUUAUUAGUGGCUGUGUAUUCUUUGGCAACUAGUUGUUGUUUCUCAUCUGCAUGCUAGUUAUGCAUGCCUUUAUACAAAUUAUCCAAAUUUUCAUGUACAAAACAUUGCCUGUUAUAUACUUAACGAAACCGGGGACAUAUGGUAUUCUUGGAAGGUUAAUUGUUUUUAGUAUGAAUACUUGUUUUAGGCUUUAGUCCCGACGGUCAUGUACAUGUGUCUUAUUAAUUGCUCUAUUUGGUAAGAUACUUAUUGUAAGGGAGUAUUAAUUGUGGCUGCACAUCAUAACUUUCAAUCAUCUGCUCCUAUGAAUAUUUGUAUUGAAUAAGUAGGUAUUGCGAUUGCCCAACUGUCUCAAAUCAAAUCUCCAUGCUCCUUUUUUUCUGGGUUAACUUGCUAUUCGAUAUUGUCAUUUAAACACCUUCUCUAUGAACCUAUUUCUGCAAGUUCCUGUGCCCAACUUUAUGCACUUAAUUAUGGUAGCUUAUGGUUGAGCCCUGCACAAAUUAAGUUGCUUAUGGAUGCUUAAGUAUUCCAGACUAAUAUAUGUUUUUAAGGAUUUUCAUCUUCCUUUCAUAAAAAAAAAAAAAGGAUCAGCAUCCUGAAUUUACUGCUGUGUCACAUGUUAGAUCGUUGAUAUCAAGAGUUGUUGCUUCGUUGAGCAGGUAAAGGUGGAUUGGUAUGCUGGCGUUUCCCUUAUCAUGGAACCAGCAAGUUCAAAUCUGAUUAGUUUUCUUGUUCUUGCAGUAGUUUGGUAAUAAUCUUAUAUAUGAAAAGUAGUUUGUUUGUUUG
Rosa rugosa (rugosa rose) is the source of this 1308-nucleotide messenger RNA. RefSeq names its product glycine-rich RNA-binding protein 4, mitochondrial-like. Gene Ontology annotation, molecular function: RNA binding. The record is from RefSeq and is a predicted model, not a curated record. Lineage: Eukaryota; Viridiplantae; Streptophyta; Magnoliopsida; Rosales; Rosaceae. The coding region runs from base 103 to 513 and encodes 136 amino acids. The transcript has 5 exons.